AUGCCACAUCCUAUGCCUGCAACCAGGGCUAUCGUGCCAGCUGGUGAUCUCCAGUCAUUUACUGAAUAUCUUAGUGGCUGCAAGCGAAUCAUUGCCCUUCUUGGAGCUGGAAUCUCCGCAUCAUCAGGCUUACCUACAUUCCGUGGUGCUGGUGGACUCUGGCGUUCAUAUGAUGCAACCUCUCUAGCAACCCCAGAGGCCUUCCAGAGAACUCCAGGUCUUGUAUGGCAGUUCUAUAGUUACCGAAGACACAUGGCCCUACAAGCGGAGCCUAACAAAGCGCACUACGCGCUGGCAGAACUGUCGCGGAGGAAUCAAGACUUCGUCACGCUAAGCCAGAACGUUGACGGUCUCUCCCCACGAGCACUCCACCCAUCUAAGCAACUACAUCUACUACAUGGUAGCCUCUUCAAUAUCAAAUGCACAUCCUUCUAUUGUGAUUAUACGCGCGAAAACGACUUUACAGACCCGCUCGUUCCAGCGCUAGAUAUUCCUAAAAUUUGCGCCGGCCUGAAUCCCUCCGCGACCGACAAGACCGGCGAAGAAGCAGCCAGAAGUAUACAGAACGUGCUGGGCACCAGAGAGGAAUUAGACAUCUCCGAUGCUAGCAAUCCAAUCCCUCAGCUCACCGAGGAUGAACUCCCCAAAUGUCCCAAGUGCAAGACUGGCUUGCUUCGUCCGGGUGUGGUAUGGUUUGGAGAAUCUCUGCCCGAGAAAACGCUUACAGAAGUCGACCGUUGGAUUGCCGCUGGUCCUAUUGAUCUUUGUCUGGUUAUUGGUACCAGUGCGAGGGUAUGGCCUGCUGCAGGAUAUGUUGACGAAGCUCGCUCUCAGGGUGCGCGCAUCGCUGUGUGUAAUAUGGAUUAUGACGAUACUCCUGGUGAUCUUCAGUUUGGAGAUUGGUUUUUCCAGGGUGAUGCUGGGGUGAUUGUGCCUGAGAUUCUGAAGAGUGUCAUUGGCGAGAUUUGA
Penicillium nucicola is the source of this 969-nucleotide messenger RNA. RefSeq names its product SIR2 family NAD-dependent protein deacylase. Bases 1 to 969 code for a protein of 322 amino acids. The transcript is spliced from 2 exons. Gene Ontology annotation, molecular function: protein-malonyllysine demalonylase activity; protein-succinyllysine desuccinylase activity; NAD+ binding. NCBI's taxonomy places the organism in Eukaryota, Fungi, Ascomycota, Eurotiomycetes, Eurotiales, Aspergillaceae. The record is from RefSeq and is a predicted model, not a curated record.